GAGCGGCAGUCGCAUCAUCUCAUUGCCAUCACCAUCAAUACCCAUCCCUGAUGCCUCCCAAGCGCUACUUCGAGCAGUCGCAAGACGGAGCAGCGGCAAGCUCAAAGCCUGAAGCGGUAGACGCUGCCAAGGCUGGACCAUCAAAGGCAGCAGCAGCAGCAGCAGACUCUGCACGCAAGUCGACUCUCUUCGUCUCUCGCCUCCCCUUCUCAGCCACAACCACCGACCUCCAAACCCUCUUCUCUGAUGUAGGCCCUCUGAGACGGGCCUUUGUUGUCACCGAUCCAAACACAAAGACUUCAAAGGGCGUCGGCUAUGUCACUUUUGCCGUACCAGAGGACGCAGAGCGUGCCCUCACCGAGCUGCAGGGCAGGAAGCUUGAUGGGAAACGCGCAAUCGCCAUCUCAUGGGCAGACGCAAAGCCGGCCAAGGGAGAGACGUACUCUGCAGAAGACAUUGCUGCGCGCAAGAGGCAGAGAGUAGCAGCGCCAGCUUCCGGGCCACCCGCUGCUGCCCGAACGCACGAUCCGACAGCCAAGGACCCGGACGCGAUACGGACUGUCAUCCUCUCAGGCCUUGCAACUUGCAAGCCAGCCGCAGACUCAAAGACACUCUACAAGCGUGCGCGCAAGAUCGGAGACGUGGAGAAUGUCUUGUACCCUUUUGCCAAUGACAGCGACGUAGCUCACGUCGUCUUUCGCACCCCCAACCAUGCGGCAGAAGCAGUCACGAAGCUGCACGCUCACACCUUCAAGGGGGCGCAACUUUCUGCCGUUCUCAAGAAGAGGGCGGAUGGGGCUGCAAAGCUCAAUGCGAGGAUGAGGCCGGAGACAAAGGAGAGGAUGGAGAAGAUGCGUCUGGAGGUCGCAGCUAACUCCAAGGGGCAGACAGCAGCGCCACUGCCUCAGUUGGACUCGAUUCCUGUUGCUGGGGUCAAGCAUGACAGCAGGCUUAUCAUCCGCAACCUCCCCUUCGACGUCGAUGCUGCGGAUCUGCGGGCGGUCUUCCUGCCAUUCGGGCCUGUGUACAAGAUCGACGUACCGCAGAAGGUGGCCGCCUCGAGCGACAAGGAGGCAAAGACAGCCCCGCCAGCGCCGAUUGAGGUCAAGGAUGAGGAGGCGUCCGACCAAGAGGAGACGAGCGACGACGACGAGGAAGACAGUGAUGACGAUGAGGAGGAUGAGGAGAAUGAGGAAGAAGACGUUGAGAGUAACGAGGAAGAGGGCGCGGACGCCCCUACGACUGAGAUCAAAGAGGAGGAAGACGAUGCUGUCAAGCUUCCACCAGCCUCAGCAACCGCGUCCACGCCUGCGCCCAUUUCGCGCAACAAGGGCCGAGGUUUUGCCUUCGUCUGGAUGGUAUCCCGCGCCGACGCAGCUCGUGCUCUCGAAGGCGUCAAUGGCCGAGCGAUCCGCCACGGUGAGGCCGAGAAGGUUGCAGCCAAGAUUGCCAAGGGCUCACGAGGCCGCCAAACAGCGCGAGCGAAGCUCAAGGCCGUCAGAGACAGCGCGCAGCCUGAGCGUGUCGUCGCAGUUGAUUGGGCAUUGGGAAAGUCAGAGUGGCAGAAAAAGGAGGAGGAAGCGCAGGAUGAUGAUGCUGAGGAGGAGGGCGACGAUGACGACGAGGCCGGCAGCGAUGAAGAUGACAGCGAUGAUGACGCCGCCUCAGCGUCAGGCUCAGAAACGGCCAAACCAGCUCUCCCUACUCCUUCGGAAGGUACAACUCUCUUCGUUCGCAACCUUCCCUUCGAGGCUACCGAGCCAGAGCUUCUCGGCCUCUUCAAGCAGUUCGGUCCAGUUCGGUACGCCCGUAUCACCAUGGAUCGCAGCACGGAUCCUCCUCGUAGCAAGGGGACGGGCUUCGUCUGCUUCUGGAACAGGGACGACGCGGUUGAGGCCCUGCGACGCGCUCGGGAGGUAGAGGAGGAGGCGGGUACCAACCGCACUACGACCGGAGGAGCGCCUACUGGUGCCAACGCGACAGCGGUGCAGAACCCCUUCAGCAUGACCACUUCCGUCCUCACUGCGGACCCAUCUGCACCCCUCACCGCCUCCUUCAACCUGCGCGGGCGGAUCCUCAACGUCAUCCCCGCUGUGGAACGCGAAAAGGCCGACAUGCUUACUGCUGCGGGAGCGAAGGCUCGCCAGAAGCAGGACAAGCGCAACACCUACCUGAUGCGUGAGGGUGUGCCCCUGCCCAAUACGGACUUGGCCUCUCAGCUCUCAUCGAACGACAAGGAGAUCGAGCGUCGCCUCGCCUCUUUCACGCAGCGCAAGUCACAGUUGGCAGUCAACCCGUCCCUCUUCAUCUCCAAGACCCGCCUUUCAGUCCGCCAGCUCCCGCUCUUCUGCACCGACCGGAUGCUCAAACGACUCGCAAUCCACGCAAUCAAGACCUUCAAGGCCGAAGCUACCGCGGGCUCUCGACCCGACCUGGACGCAGACGAGCUGGCAGACCGUACCUUCUCGCCUGCUUCGAAGCCGCCCAAGAAGGGGGAGCGUUCCACGAGUGUGGUGCAGAGCAAGAUUGUCAAGGCUCUUGACAGGCCUGACCCUAUCACUGGUGCGCCAGGGGGCAGGUCGAAGGGCUUCGGCUUCCUCGAAAUGCGUUCCUUCCAUGAAGCGCUGAGGGUUCUGCGCUGGGCGAACGCGAACAAGGACGUGCAGAAGUUGAUGGCCGAGUGGCAUGUUGAGGAGCUCGAGGACCUCAAAAAGAAGAUGGAAACCGAGCUGGCCGCUAGUCCCGGUAAUGCGGAUCUAUCCACUCGCCUGAAGCGCGUAUCUGGCCGCCUGGACGACUUCAAGCGUGGGGGUGCAAGUGCGGUGGACAAGGCUGAGCGCGGUGGCUUGCUCUUUGUCGAAUUCGCCAUCGAAAAUGCGACGGUUGUCAAGCAGAGGAGGGAUAGGGCUGAGCAGAACAGGAGGAAUGCGGAGAGGAGGAAGGCCAGAGAUGCGGGCGAGGAGGUUAGUGAGGAUGAGGAGGUGGAGGAGGGAGAGGAAGAGGAGGAGGAAGACAUCGACGACCGUGGGAGGGCACCGCGUCGUGCCAACUGGAAUCAGUCGACGAAGAAGAAGGGAGGGAGCGACGACAUGCAGCUUCGAAGAGCGAGAGAGCAGGCAUCGAAUAAGGUGUCGAGGGCCAAGAAUGAGCCUCAGAAGAUGGGGCAAGCCGUCGGUGGAGUCAUUGGGAGGAAGAGGGCUGAGAGGAAGAAGGGAAGGAAGUGAGGCGUGCACAGAGACAACGAUGGUGUCACAAUGAACACGAGUAGCCAUGUGACUGCUC
Messenger RNA from Jaminaea rosea, 3282 nucleotides. RefSeq lists its product as hypothetical. NCBI's taxonomy places the organism in Eukaryota, Fungi, Basidiomycota, Exobasidiomycetes, Microstromatales. Bases 51 to 3224 code for a protein of 1057 amino acids. The record is from RefSeq and is a predicted model, not a curated record. The transcript has a single exon. Gene Ontology annotation, molecular function: RNA binding.